Molecule: messenger RNA, 519 nt
Organism: Stylophora pistillata
Lineage: Eukaryota; Metazoa; Cnidaria; Anthozoa; Scleractinia; Pocilloporidae
Source: RefSeq, a predicted model, not a curated record
AUGCAGUUCACUGUGAUUAAUGGAGUCAAAUCGGACAUGUUACCAGUAACAAAUGGUAUACCACAGGGAUCUGUUUUAAGCCCUAUUUUGUUCUCUAAUGGUCUGCCCGCCGCCAUUACCACAGGAUCCCUGUUCAUGUACGCGGACGAUGCGUCAAUUUUCAGCAUCGGAGAGUCUGCAGACACAGCGGUUGCUACCUUGUACUGUGCUCUGCAAGAGGUCUACAGGGGGUGCCUAGAGAAUCGCUUAACACCUCGCCCGUUUAAGAGCGAAGUCAUGUUAAUUAGUACACCAACCAUUAUAAGACCGCUACCUCCAAUAUUUUUGGGUACAUCUGUUUUAGGCUAUGUCAAAAAAUCGAGUCUUCUUGGAAUGAUUGUAGAUGACAAGCUUACCUGGAUACCGCAUAUGCUAGAACUAAAGAAAAACUUUGCGAACAAAAUAGACUUAUUGAAGCGCUCAAGGUUCUUGCCCAAAAGUGUCCUUUUAAACUUUUAUUUUAGUGUAAUAUUACUGUAG